AUGCAGCCAACCCGCACGGACCUCGCGCCCCCGAAGGACGACCCGUUCACGGUCGAGCAGUUGAAGCAGUAUGACGGGUCGAGCCCGGAAAAGCCUAUCUAUGUCGCGAUCAAGGGAACGGUGUUUGACGUCUCGCGCAAACGGGAUACCUACGGGAAGGGGAAGAGUUACAAUCUGUUUGCGGGCAAGGACGCGUCGAAGGCUCUUGGCAUGUCUAGUCUGAAGGAGGAGGAUGCCGUCUCGGACUACAGCGAGCUCUCUGCUGCUGAUCUGAAGACGCUGAAUGACUGGCAUGGUUUCUUCUCGAAACGAUACAACAUCAUCGGGAAGGUUGUAGAUCUUCCACCACCAGCAAGCUCGCAGUCGGCAAACCUGUGA
Messenger RNA from Laetiporus sulphureus 93-53, 378 nucleotides. Its product is annotated as progesterone binding protein. The record is from RefSeq and is a predicted model, not a curated record. The transcript has 3 exons. Lineage: Eukaryota; Fungi; Basidiomycota; Agaricomycetes; Polyporales; Laetiporaceae. The coding region runs from base 1 to 378 and encodes 125 amino acids. Gene Ontology annotation, cellular component: endomembrane system; membrane.